Magallana angulata is the source of this 984-nucleotide messenger RNA. RefSeq names its product stimulator of interferon genes protein-like. Lineage: Eukaryota; Metazoa; Mollusca; Bivalvia; Ostreida; Ostreidae. Gene Ontology annotation, molecular function: 2',3'-cyclic GMP-AMP binding; cyclic-di-GMP binding. Gene Ontology annotation, cellular component: autophagosome; endoplasmic reticulum membrane. The record is from RefSeq and is a predicted model, not a curated record. The transcript has 6 exons. Gene Ontology annotation, biological process: positive regulation of macroautophagy; activation of innate immune response; reticulophagy. Bases 1 to 801 code for a protein of 266 amino acids.
AUGUUUAUCCUUCGCAAAGAUAAUGAACGGAAACCAUUGGUUGACCGACCGACCGACCGACAGACAUCAGCAAAGCAAUAUGCCCUGCCUCCUUCGAAGGAGGGCAUAAUAAACAUCGACAAAAUCAACUCCCAAUAUGAUAUAAUCUUCUUCAUAUCCGACCAUGUUUUUUUUCUUAUACAAAGACUUUAUUGCACUAUAAAAGGAAAGGAAAUCCCUUUCGACAGAGAUACCUUGAUACCUGCAGGGAAUGUUGCAUAUGGACUGGCAUGGACUUAUGUUCUGAACUAUCUAACAUUCGUUCUGAAAGGAUUGGGUGAUUCUAUCAUCAGAGCUGUAGAGAAGCACAACAAAAGCUCUUCCAUCUACAAAGAAAAAGUGUACAUUUUGGUUCCUUUUUCUUGUGAUUGUAAAGCCAAACUGAGUGAUGCUGAUGACAGUAUAUCAUAUUUGGACACCAUCCAUCCAGUUUAUGUUGAUCACAGUGGCAACAGUCGAAAAUAUAGUUUUGACAUGUACAAAUUUGUUGACAAUAAUGAAGAGUUUGUAUUUGUCGGCCAGUAUGCAGCAGCCGUUACAUGCCUGGACGACAUGUGGAGGGUGAGGAUUGCAGGACUGAGUGAAGCAGAUAAGAUCAAACAGGCCAAGAUAUUCUGUGAAGAGGUUCAGACCACCCUGGCACAGAAGUUGAUAGAAUAUGCUCAUUUCUGUGAGAUUGUCUCUUAUGAUGAUAGAAAUUACUCACUUUCCGAGGAAAUGAAGAGGAGACUGAAACAUACACCUUGUGACGAAUCAGAUUAGUACAGAAAAAGGACAAUGAGAAGUACAAUGUUGAAGUACAUGUAUACAGUCAUAUAGAACAUGACAUAAAUUUACCUAUAACUGGAUGUCAUUCCAUAUUCCAGUACAAUGCUUUUCUGGAUUUACUAGACCUUGAGUUAUAUUUUUUGAAUGUACUGUUACAGUUAGCUGCAGGACUGUAGC